Selaginella moellendorffii is the source of this 889-nucleotide messenger RNA. Its product is annotated as probable plastid-lipid-associated protein 11, chloroplastic. Lineage: Eukaryota; Viridiplantae; Streptophyta; Lycopodiopsida; Selaginellales; Selaginellaceae. The record is from RefSeq and is a predicted model, not a curated record. The coding region runs from base 72 to 731 and encodes 219 amino acids. The transcript is spliced from 4 exons.
GCGUCGCCAUAGCCAUCAUCUCUCAUUCUCUAUCAAAGUAUUUCGAGAUAGAAUUAAUAACCCUCGCGGCUAUGGUGUCACUAGGAAAUAUUUCCACCCCAGCCACGAUCUUUCCCACUUGCUACGCUGCUGCUGCUGCCAGAUCGAGCAAACACCAAUGCCGAGCUUCCAUCGCCGCGAGGGAUGAACUGCUAGGGCUCAUCUCCGACGAUGAGAGAGGGCUGAGAAGCCAGAAGGACAAGAGGAGAAAAGAGAGGAUUCUUCGCGCAUUCGAGGCGCUUGCUGCCGAGUCGGCGAGCUCGGAUGGAAUCACCACCGAUUCGCGCCUCUCAGGGACGUGGAGGAUGCUGUGGACGACCGAGAAGGAGCAGCUCUUCAUCGUGGACAAGGCGCCUCUAUUUGGCACUCGCGCUGGCGACAUUCUCCAGGUGAUCGAUGUGGGCGAGAAUCGAUUAAACAAUGUCAUCACAUUUCCACCCUCUGGAGCGUUCGUGGUGGCGUCCACGAUGGAGGUUGUCUCGGACAAGAGAGUGGAAUUCCAGUUUACUGGCGCGCUUCUUCGAAGUGAUACCUGGAGUUUCCCAGUCCCUCCCUUCGGUAAAGGCUGGUUUGAAUCCGUAUACCUGGACGAGCAUAUUCGGCUGGCCAAGGAUAUUCGAGGAGACUUUCUCGUGGUGGAGAGGGCGCCAUAUGAUUGGAUUGACGAAGCGGACUUUUGGAGCUUGAGAUAAAAUCACAGAUAUACUCGUCACGAAAGUCCUGCUUAUGGGUGGCCCAAAAGUUUGGUGUGAUUUGUAGAGUAUUUAAAGGCAUGAAUGUCCCUCAGAUUGAUAACUCACACUAUCCAAGCAGAUUAAAUCGAAGAAAUGGCAAAAUCAAACAUUGUGUU